This is a messenger RNA of Bipolaris zeicola 26-R-13, 558 nucleotides long. RefSeq lists its product as uncharacterized. The transcript has a single exon. The coding region runs from base 1 to 558 and encodes 185 amino acids. Lineage: Eukaryota; Fungi; Ascomycota; Dothideomycetes; Pleosporales; Pleosporaceae. The record is from RefSeq and is a predicted model, not a curated record.
AUGCUUGCCCAUGUACGAAGUUUGGGCGCAAGAAGUGUGAAGACGAUAUAUAGCUAUUUUCAUGCCGAUCACAUCGCUGGGGCUUCUGCCUUGCGGGACACGAAGAUUGUUGCACAUGGAGGCACGCAGGAGAGAAUGAGGCAGAACGCUGAGAAGUUGAGAAACCCGGAUGAAGGCGGAGGACCCAGCAUCGACGUUGUGUUCCCCAUGGAGACCUAUGAGAAGAGCCUGUCGCUCCGAGUCGGCGAUAUCGUCGUCGAACUGCAUAAUUUCCACAUUCACACCGCAGAUUCUACGCUCCUCUUCCUCCCGGAUGCAGGCUUGGUUUUUGCUGGCGAUAUACUCGGGGAUACCGUGACGUAUAUCUCCGAGCCAGAGGAUCUCAAAACUCAACUACAGGAGUUAGAGCGUAUGGCGCAAUUGCCUAUGACGAAAAUCUUUCCUGCGCACGGCAGCCCAGACCAGAUCAAAGCUGGAGGUUUUAAUAAGUCGUUGAUCGACGCCACGAUCCAGUAUUUGAAGGCAUUGGAUGAACCUGUUAAGAAGCCUGUUGCCUAG